Ixodes scapularis (black-legged tick) is the source of this 915-nucleotide messenger RNA. RefSeq names its product protein ALP1-like. The transcript is spliced from 2 exons. NCBI's taxonomy places the organism in Eukaryota, Metazoa, Arthropoda, Arachnida, Ixodida, Ixodidae. Bases 1 to 915 code for a protein of 304 amino acids. The record is from RefSeq and is a predicted model, not a curated record.
AUGCACCGUUCGACGUUCGAGGUCUUUCUCCAAUUGACUGAACCUAACCUAGCCAAGACCAUUGGAGUCCGGGUGCCAACAGCCACCAAGGUCCUCAUGACGUUGUGGCUCUUAGGAAGUCAGGAAUCGUACCGUGGCGUCGCUGACAGGUUUGGUGUUCACAAGAGCACCCUCCACUUUGUGGUCUACGAGAUUGUGUUGGUAUGGGCACGGUGUGCACCCUCUGUAAUACAGUGGCCCACGCAGCUUGCCCAGGUGGCCAGCCAAUUCGAACGGAAGUGGAGGCUCCCAGGCGUUGUGGGUGCCGUGGACGGGUGCCAUGUUUCUAUCAAGGCUCCCAAAGAAGAGCAGUCUGCCUUCUACAACAGGAAGGAGUUCCACUCCGUUGUGCUCCAAGGCUGCUGCGACAGCAGGAUGGUGUUUACACACGUGCAUGUGGGGUCCCCGGACCGGAUGAACGAUGCACGCAUCCUCACCAAUUCUGGCUUAGAUGACAUUCUUAGCGCCCUUUCCGAGGACCUCCACAUCCUCGGUGACUCCGCUUAUCCCCUCGGGGUGAACCUGAUGCGUCCUUACAAGGACAAUGGGCAUCUGACGAGGAGACAAAGUAAAUUCAACACAACAUUAGGUGCCUCGCGGUCAGUGAUAGAGCGGGCCUUUGCCCAAUUGAAAGGAAAGUAUCGACGUCUCAAACACCUGGACAUGGACAACCUUAACAUGGUUCCCAUGUUUGUGAUGGCGGCGUGCGUUCUUCGUAAUGUCAUUCUCACGUCUGCAAAGCCCUUUGUCCUUUGCACGGAGGAACUAGAGGAUCCAUGCCUGGUGCGCAAACAACCAGACAUGACAAGAGCGCCUUCCGCUGCAAAAGCUAAACGCGACGCAAUCGCUAGCUUGCUGCACCCUGCAUGCACCUGA